Messenger RNA from Acanthopagrus latus (yellowfin seabream), 3581 nucleotides. RefSeq names its product thrombopoietin (gene thpo). Gene Ontology annotation, biological process: cell population proliferation. Gene Ontology annotation, molecular function: hormone activity; cytokine activity. NCBI's taxonomy places the organism in Eukaryota, Metazoa, Chordata, Actinopteri, Spariformes, Sparidae. Gene Ontology annotation, cellular component: extracellular region. The transcript has 5 exons. The coding region runs from base 806 to 1342 and encodes 178 amino acids. The record is from RefSeq and is a predicted model, not a curated record.
UGGGUAAUCACCUUGUCACCUUGUUCUACCUGCGCAAGACUACAUGUAAGAGUCAAUGGAGCAGCUGUAGUCAAAAAUACACUUCUAAAAUAAAGAUCUUUGCACAAUUUGGACAUUUGUUUUAAAGAUUUGGUGAACACAUGUGAACAUCUGGCUUGGUGAUACUUUAACAACCUUCCACAUGGGAUUCUGGGUGUCUGAAAUCCUACAAAAACACUAUUUCUAAGUCCUGUAGGAGUACUAUGUCAGUCACCACAAACAGGCUACACACUGACUUAGACACACCUACAUGCUGUGUGUGGGCUGUGUAUCCCUCAGACACCAAUUUUGUGAGUAUCAUAAACCCAAGCUUGCUACCUAUAUUGGCCAGAGCAAAACCUUGACAAAAAAGUAAAUAGCCUCCAGCAGGGAUGACUGGAUUUGAUGUCAGCUGUGUAAAUGGAGUCUUUCACAAUAAUAAAUCAUUAACCUUUUAGUCAGCAAGCACGCCGUUCCCUGAACCCCCCCUGAAAAAAUCCAGCUCGGGCCAAAAUGAGAAGCAAAAACAGCCCCGCUCAUAUCAAUGAAAUGCCAUUUUCAGUCUAUAACAUUUUGUUAUGCUGAGCCGCAGGGAAGUUGGAGCGCGUCCUGCACUCGGGCUAGAUAACACUCGCACUUCCCACUCCUUUAUGAGAAGGUGGGAAAUCAAGUGGUGAGAAGACAAAAAGGACACACAGCUCCUCUACAGUGGACACAGGGGCAUUUUCCACCUGGCGCAUUUCUUAAUGGAACAAAUGUGGAUUCUUCGGGAGCGGCCUAAAAGGGCAUGGCGUUAAGCAGACUCCUGCUGCUCUGUAUGGUAGCCUCUGAGGUGUGGGAUGCUGAGACCAAACCCGUAGAUUUUGUGUGUAAUAAAGUCGCCAGGAGGGCUUUGAAUAUUGUGGCAGAGACGGAGAGUGCACUGAGUGAGUGUAAUGACGCCAAAACCUUCUCCACAUUGGUUCAGCUACCCUGCACCGAGCUCCACAUAGAAUCCUGGAAGAACAAAUCACACCAAGGGAUAAGAGGGGACAUAGUUGCAUCCUUGAGGCUUCUUAUUGAAGGUGUGAAGGUAGUAAGGGCCCAGAUCCAGCCAGGAUGUGCCUUUUUGCCACUGCAGAGACUGGAGCACAACAUCAACAACUACCUGCUCAUUCUCACACACCUUCAGCUGAGUCAGGGGCCAGCAGUGAGUCCAGCACUGUCUUGUGUUCCCCAAAGCACCUUGAGCCUGAACACAGUCCUGCUGAAGUACAACCAACUGAUCUCAGGCAAACUUGAAUGGUUCAUGGUUGACCUGGAAGACAGAUGCACUUCCCAGUGACAAGAACAGCUUCAGUGGACCCAAUAUUCCUUAUCAACAGAAGGAUGAGUUCAACUAAAGGCCCUGGUCAACAAAAAACAAUGAAAAUCCACCACAGCAGAGCAGCUGAGCGGAUCUGGAUUCUCUUCUCACCGUGCUGCCUUUCUUAUUUGCGGAAAGUCUUAUUUUGCAUGAUAUGAUGUGUAGACUCACAAUGUUCAGGAGUAAAAAGUAGAAAAGCACCCUUCUCUGCUGGUCGUUAAGAGGAACUACAGCUGGGGAGGGAAAAGAGCAAUUUGACUGCAAUGAUGAGCAUCAUGGGUGACUGAAAGCAUGAUAGGAAGGCAUGUUUAAUACAAUUCUACAUAAAACUAAGGAUACUUUAAAGAUGAUUUUGAGCAGCAGGUGAUUUGUUAAUUUUUUACAAUGAGGAUGGCCCAAACAGUCACACUAACUAAAAACUACAUCUUCAUUAUCUAAGUCAUGUUUCCCCCAAAUAUUUUGUUACUAUAGGCAGCUGUGUGCCUUUAUUAUCCUCUUGCUCUCAAUCAUGAGCAUGACAAUAAUCCAUAGGGCAUAUAUGCUGCGACAUAUAAUAGAAUUCAUUAUAUAGAAGACAUAGUAUAGAAAAUAUUAUCGAUUCAAGACAAAACUGACUGAAUGAGGAAUAAAAAGGCGCAAUGACAAAUUCUUCCGCUGCUCCAGUACCAAAGACAGUUCCACAGACACAGUAAAGCUGGGCCAUUGAUAUUUAAGAGUCAUGACUGGGGCCAUAGAUUCUAUAGAUUCUGCACAAAACUCAGUCAGAGAAAGGAUUAAUGAUUCAGGCAUACUACAGCAACAUGUUCAACUAAACAAGCCCCCAAACUCUCUCUGCUACUAGGGGAUGGAAAGUGGGCAAUCACAUGUUAACAAGUGGGUCAUUUCGCAAAGUAGGGAUAUGGGAUCCACCCUCAAACUGCCUAAUGGUUGCGGGAUUAUAAAAAUCAAUACAAGUCUAUAAUAUGUGUUUUAUUUUACAUAGCCUACAGGCAGCUUCUCUUAGUCUCAACUGUAUGCAAAAUGAUACCAAAAUUAUAAUAAAUUUCUUUCACAUUUCGUGUUUUAAUGCCAGAUUUGUUUUUGCUCACAGUUCGUAUUCAGCUCCAACAUUGUUUUGUUUUUAAUUUAAUUCUGCUUAUUAUGCAGACACAUUUAGACAGCCUGUACACAUUAGCUUGAUUACAAAAUCAUACAUAUUUAUCAAAGACACUCACUUAAGUGGAAUAGGAGAUUGGAAAGUGUUGUUAUAUGUUUCUGGUAUGAAUUUGUACAUUUAUUUAACUUUUUUUUCUCAUUGCACUUUCAGAUCUUAUCUCUGUUUACAUUUUUAUUUUAUAUACAGAUAAAAUGUGUUUCUGUGUUUCGUUUUUUUUUUUUUUUUCCAAUUCAGGAAAUCUUUAGUGUUUUUGUGAAUUUAUUUGUGUAAAUAAUCCUAUUUUGCAUUUAAGAAGACAUUUUUGUGACAGUCUAUGUUAAAGAAUAUUGUUUAUCAGUGAUGGAAUGUAACUAAGAAAAAUGACUGAAGUACUAUGCUUAAGUACAAAUUUGAGAAAAUCUUCUGCAACUUUAUACUUCCACUCCAUUACAUUUUGGAGGCAAAUAUUGUACUUUUUACUUUCUUACUACUAGCCUUAAAGAUUGUAUGCUGCAUCAUGCAAGCCAAAGAGGCACAUCUUUCUUUUUUUUUUUGAUUGACAUCCAAUUUAAAAAACACUGAUUCUAAUGAUCAGAAAAAAGAUGAAUGUGGAAUCUGUCAAUCGUCCAGUUCAAUAAUCAGUCCGCCCAUAAUAUACAGUAUAUACAUGCGUCAGUCUAUGUAUUAUUUACUUUUACAUGUACUUGUACGCCUGGACUUGGAGAAGAGACAUAUAAACUAAGAAUUUUUAUAUGUGCAACUUUACUUAGGUAAUAGUUCAAACUCAGAAAUAUUUAUCUUUUCCAGAACUGAAUAAACAAUCUUAUCAAAGUAAAACAAGGUCCCCAGAACACUGUAUAAAACUAGAAAGGUGGCAGCGUCCGCCAAAUAUAAAUAAUAACAAGAAUGAUAAAAAAGUAAAACGACAUGAAAUUGUGUUAUCCUUUAAUAUCAGUUUGUGUAUUUAAUUAUGAAAGUGAAGAAAGUUUGUUCAUUUAGAUUGAUUAAGCAUAACAAAAUGUGUCAAUAAAGAUCCUUCUCUUCUGAUUAAAAAUUCCUUUCCCAAAGGAAAGGCACCUUCAA